This is a messenger RNA of Tripterygium wilfordii, 2936 nucleotides long. RefSeq names its product protein TRM32-like. NCBI's taxonomy places the organism in Eukaryota, Viridiplantae, Streptophyta, Magnoliopsida, Celastrales, Celastraceae. The record is from RefSeq and is a predicted model, not a curated record. The coding region runs from base 290 to 2692 and encodes 800 amino acids. The transcript is spliced from 5 exons.
CAUCAUAUUCUAGUUCUAGUAUUCUACUACUCAAUAGUUAGUCUAUGCGGCCUUUAUUAAUUAACACGUUGUUGUCAUCGUUAAUCAGCUUCUUCCUCUUCAGACUCAUCGGAUCGCUUUGACGCCACCUCUAUUGCGUUACAGAGCAUUCCAAUUUUCAAGCUUUCGGCGUGAAUUCUUAGUGGGUUUUGGCUCUCGCACAAGGAUUCACCAACUGAAGUGGUCUGUCUUUUAUUGCAAACUGCUGACUUGAGUGGAUUUGGAAUUAAGACUAUUAAGUUGAAGAAUUAUGGGAAGGGACUUCCAGCAUGAACACUCUGACAUUGAGCUUGAGGAUUAUCAUCCGGGCUGCAUGUGGGGAAUAUUUCAUAUUCUUAACACUCAUCAUCUGCACAAUGUUAAAAGGAGGAUGAUUCCGCACAGGAAGCAUCGCAGAGGAAAGCACGCCUUGUGCUGUAAAAAUCCUGGAACUAUUUCUUUGACGCGUGACGCUGCUGAUGAGCAAGGGUUCAUGGAUCCUGAAGCACUCCCCUUCCUUGUUGAACAAAAAACAGCGAAAUCUAAUCCAAGGAACAAAAGUUCGAGGGAACCUCUUGUAAAAGCAUUCAUUUACAAGCAGAUGUCUGCACCAUCACAAUUAUCUUCAGACAACGAUCUUGAUGAAGUAAGCAAGGAUUGGGAAAAUUCAAUCAUUAUCCUUAGCAAAGGAGACUCUGCUGUUGAACGGAAGCCUCCAUCUCUGCCAAAGACUACUAAAGAAUUGGUUGAAUGCAAAGGAUGUGAUUCUUGUGGUACUUUCAGUGUUGACUGUGAGAAGUGUGAUAAAGAAAUGAAAAACCAAGUCAACCAGAGCUUCGUGGAUGCUUAUCACCUUGCCAGAGAAAAGUCAAGUUACCAAGUUGAGGACACUGAAAAUUUUCUAAAUAUGUUUCAUGUAAACAAGGGGUUGUUCCUGAAGAUCCUAAAGAAUCAAGAUAUUUGUGCUGCAAAUAACUUUUUCAGUCAUCCAGCUUCCGGUAUGAGAAUGAGAUUAACUAAAUCAGGAACAUUUCCUGCGGCUGGUUCAUCACACAAUAGAUUUGCGCGGCCUAGUACACUCAAACACAAGCAGAACGAAGUUUGGCCCUUAUCAUAUGGAGAAAACUUUCUUAUUUCCUCUCGAGGACCACAGUUUGAUGGAUUUGAGUCACUGAAGGCUUUUCAGGAGAAGUCAAUUCCAUUGAAGUCCGAUGAUAUGGAGGGAACUGCAACAAGACAAGAAACAAUACCUUCUAUGGAUUCAUCAGGGGAGUUGAAUAAUCAUUGGUGGCAUCUUUCUUUAAAGAACCAUUUCAAAGAUGUUAAGCGGAAAAUAAAGCAUGUCCUUAGGGAGAGGAAGAAGGAGAGGCGGCACUCUCUUAAGAAUGCACUGCUUCAUAGAGUCCCUUCUAGAGGUAGUUAUAUCAAUGAGGAGAGAGAAAAAGCAGAGAAAUUGGGGGGGACUGUCCUUUGCCAAGAUGAAAUAGGCAACCAACAAAGUGAUGUGACUGGCGGCAGUUCCAUUAAUUACCUCAGAAAUGGAUAUGCCCCCUCCAUCAACAGGGCAUCAUCUCUACACGCUUCAUUGGAUAGAUACACUAAAUUGUUUGAGUACGGUUUCAGCAAAGAGACUAAUUGGAAGCAUUCAAAGAGCUUAAGCUGGACAACUGAAUAUAGGCAUAUAUCAGGUGAUCCUACUCUAAGUUCUCCCAGAAGGAGACUCUCUCUGUCGGAUCUUGACUCACUUCCAUCUUUUGCAAAUGAGGCAUCUCUUGCUGAUCCUCUCUCAAGGAUGCCAACUACGGCUACCCUAGAUUGUGAUUCAAGAGGUGAUAUUGAUAUUCAUGAUGUCUUGGAGUCAGUAAAUGUAGUUACAGAAAAAUUUGAGCCUGUAGGAGGUCAAAGUUGUAUGAUCUUUGAAAAUGAAGGUGGGUUUGUAGCGAGAAGAAAUGACGAUGAACUAGGUGAGGAUAUUGUUGAAUCGAAGACUCCAAUAUCUGCUGGUUCAGAGUUAAAUCCUAAGUGCAAUCCUUUUGAUGAGCCAGAAUCUUUUGUCAAUGCUCAAGACAGUUUCGUCACUGAAUCUUUAUCAAGUGGCACAACAAUCCAUGAGAACGACAUUGCAAAACCUAAACUUGGCAAUCGCUUUCUAGCCCUGGAAUUUGACAAAGUUGCUGAGGCUGAAUUCAAUUAUGUGAAAGAUGUUCUUGAGCUCUCAGGUUUUAUCGAAUACGAGCACUUUGGAAGGUGGAACUUACCAGAACAGCCAUUGGACUUUUCCUUAUUUAAGGAACUGGAGACUUAUUUGCAUCCUGAAUACUCUUCAGAGGAGGUUGGCAGCAAUUGUGAUCACCUGCUUCUGUUUGACUUGAUCAAUGAGGUUCUACUCGAGAUCAACGACACAUCAUAUACCUACUUCUCUAAGCCCUUCUCAUUCGCUAACCGUAAGUGUCCAGUCCCUAGGGGAUACCAUAUUCUUGAGGCAGUCUGGGCAAGAGUUAGCUGGUACGUGAGCUUGAAGUCAAAAGUAGACCAGUCAUUGGAGGAUAUCGUAGGAGGAGAUUUGUCAAAGGAUGAUGGUUGGAUGAACCUUGAACCAGAAGCAAACUGUGUGGCACUUGAUCUGGAAGAUAUGAUUUUUGAUGAUUUAUUAGAGGAGCUUGUUUGUUUCUAGGGUAGCUGGAGAUUGGAGAAGUUCUACUGAGACUAGCUCAGUACUGUACAUAUUAUAAGAUUUUCUCUCACACAAUGUACUGAACGUGAAACUUACAUGGGCACUGUUUAUUAUGCGUUCUUUCUAUAGCGAGCGUUCAGUUUUCUUUGGGCCAGAAAGGUUUGAUUUGAUUCUGGGCUUGAAAGGUGUUAAUUUCAUUAUGGACCUGAAAGGUCUUAAUUUUUAUGGGCCUGAAAGGUCUUAA